AUGAGGUUCAGUACCGUUAUAAGCGCAUUACCAUUCAUCUCGAUUGUUAUCGCAUCUCCAUUAUCAUUAGUGAAGAGACAAGAUGGUGAAGCACCCGCAUGUGCUCAGGACUGUUUCGAUUCGGUAGAUCAGUUCGAUACCUGCUCUCAAGGUGAUAUACAAUGUUAUUGUACCGAUGAAAUCAUCACUGCAUCCAUUAGAUCAUGUCUAAGUGCAAGUUGUACUACCGCCAAUGCAACCGAAGCAAUCUCAUACGGAGAAGCCUACUGUGCCUCUCAUGGAGCUACAUUAGGUGGUGGAUCAUCCUCAUCCUCUUCGGCUUCAGCUUCAGCUUCUUCAGCAGCAGCUACAUCAACAGCGUUCGUUUCUUCCUCGUCCACCUCAACCAUUUCAACUAAUAUUCAAUCAUCUAGUGUUUCUUCCGCUUCUGCAUCAUCAGCUUCUAGCUCUUCGUAUGUCUCCUCUUCGCUUCUACCUGCAUCUGCAUCCUCUACUUUUGCUUCAAAUGCUUCAUACACAACCAACAGUUCAUCCUACCCUAUUCCUACUCCUUCGGUAUUCAACACCACCACAUAUAACACCACAUCUUGUCUGAACACUUCAUCUAUCUCGUAUUGA
Molecule: messenger RNA, 618 nt
Organism: Kwoniella mangroviensis CBS 8507
Lineage: Eukaryota; Fungi; Basidiomycota; Tremellomycetes; Tremellales; Cryptococcaceae
Exons: 4
Coding region: 1-618 (205 amino acids)
Source: RefSeq, a predicted model, not a curated record